UUUACCUUAAUGAGAGUUGUAAAGACUACGCCCCAAACACACACUGUUCUCAGAACUGUUGCUCUGUGAACUAUUCGCUUAGUUUAGACUUCAGUGACACCAGGAAGUACGUCGAGCGACUCAUUUGCGUCAAAGUAAACGGACUACAACGAUAGCUAGUGUUUCUCCAGGUUUGCUGACAGGAAGGCUAGCUCUGUAAGAAAACGUUAUACAGUAUCGCGGAAAUAUCUGCAGAAUGGCAGAAACUGAGGCGAGUCCGUUUGCAAACUGUCUGGAGAAACUGAAGAGCUAUGUGCGGACUCGGAAAGGGACGAUUCUGGCCGCCGAAAUACUCAUCAGUUUCAUCAUCAUCAUCUGUUAUGCUGCAUCUAUGUAUGGAGGAUAUUCAGCAGUUGCCAUCUGUGAGAUGGUCUUUGCCAUAAUCUUCUUCAUUAUCUUCAUGAUGGAGCUGGACAAACAGAUCCAGGUUGUGAACUGGCCCUGGAGUGACCUGUUCCGCGCUGGGAUUGGUGCACUCCUCUAUCUCAUAACCUCUCUUAUCUGUGUGAUUGGUGGAGCUGGGGAUGGGGCUCGCAUCGCUGGUGGGGUGUUCGGCCUGCUGGCUGGAAUCUUGUUUGGCUAUGAUACUUAUACUAUCUUCAUGGAAGUCAAGAGCAAUAGGCAGCACACAGCUGCUCCCACAGGAGACACAGUUUGAAAGCUUCUCUCACUACAACAAUAACAGCAACCAGAACAUGGAUAAAUGUUGUAACAUGGCUCAAAGGAGAUACGGCCAGCGAUUGAAGAAGAGCUUAAGACCAGAAGAAUGAAAAGGAUGAAAACAUUAGAUAAAAUGACUGAUGUUUAUGCAAAAAGGGAUGAAGUAAUUGGGAAGUGGUGUAUUGUGCCCUUUAGUGCUUUUUUAUAAAAAAAUCGCCAAAUAUGAAGUUUGAGAAAGCAUUUGCUUUCCAAAGAGUCAUGAAGAUUGUCUUGGUCAGCUUGUCUCAUUGGUGGGUUUUUAAGGAGCAUACUUCAUGUGCUGCUAAAAACACAUUUGAAAGGCAGUAAUUCUUUAAACUCAUGGAUAAAUAACCGGCUUGACCCUGCAGUGUUUUAAAUAAAAGUUAAAAUUUGUUGGAAAACUUGAUCUAGUUUAGUUUAGUUUGGUGCUGUUUUUGUCUGAUAAGACAUUAGACUUUUUAACUUUAUGAUGUACAAUUUCAGCCAUUCUUUGUACCUGUAACUCAUUUUCAGUAGGUUUUUAUCGUCCCUUUGUUUUAGGCCUAAAAUGCAGUAAGUUGUAAAAAGUUGAUUUGUACUUAAUGACUAAUUAGGACUGGAGAGUUCUAAUUCAAUUCAACUAGUUUAUAGACACAUUCAACUCAGUUGCAGUCAUGAAUAGGUGAAUAGCAGUUUAAUUAAUUGUCUGACUGUUUAAAGAACUGAUCUAAACUCUUUUACAUUGCCAUUGAUAUUUAAGACACCAAGUUCAAAUGUCCUUGUGUUGGUACAAUAUCUUUGUUUUCACUAACCUUGCUUAAAUAUUACCAUAUAACAUGUUACCUCGAAAGAUGCUCACUAUCUGCCAUAAAUGUGUUGUUUUUUAUUUUAAUAAACUGAGUCAUGUAUUGGAUGAGUCAUAUGAUGUCUUAGUAUAUGGCUUUCACCCCAUGCAACCCUAUUCAUUAGUGUAGGUGUGUAAGUAAAAGCAAAGCAAAAGUGUAAAAUUGUUACCACCCUUUGAUUUUUUUUAUUGUUUGUUCUCAAGAAAAAAAACAUGAUUCAUUUUUAUUUGGAAGAGAUCAGUCAGGAAAAAUUGCACAACGUUGUCAGCUAUCUUUUCCUAUGUAUGGGUGGGACAGUGACCUACUGUUUAAUACAACACAAAAAUCUGGCAUUUUUAAUACAGUUUAUUUUAUUUGUAAUUAUAAAUGGUCAAUCGGGGAUUUUUGAACAUUGUUUGCUUGUUUUCUGCUCAUAUCAGCUUUAUGUUUGGAAGAACUCAGCUUUUCCACACUCAUUUCUUGACAUCAUUAUUUAUGAGUUGGGCAGAAAGGAUAACAGUUUUGUUUUGUGUUUUAUUAUCAACUCAGGAUGUUCUGAAACAGCCAUUUGUAAACAAAGGUUUUGUGACGUACAUGUGCUUUUUAAAUGAAAAUAGUUUCAGAAUUGUAUCUCACUAAUUCGUGUUUCUGGUAUUUUGUUAGGCUUUCACAACAUUUAAUAAACGUUACAAGUUUGA
Messenger RNA from Triplophysa rosa, 2221 nucleotides. It is a transcript of the gene plp2b, whose product is annotated as proteolipid protein 2b. The transcript is spliced from 5 exons. The coding region runs from base 236 to 697 and encodes 153 amino acids. Gene Ontology annotation, cellular component: membrane. The record is from RefSeq and is a predicted model, not a curated record. Lineage: Eukaryota; Metazoa; Chordata; Actinopteri; Cypriniformes; Nemacheilidae.